CAGACUUGGCAGAUGUUGCGUGUCUGUGUUUCUGACAAAUCUCUCCACCAACUAUAUCGUGACGACUCGUUUUGAUGGAACUCACUUAAAUCAUCACUGUGAUAUGUUUGCGUGCUGGUCAGGAUGUGCUCUUCCUCUCUUGUUUUUACAGACCCAGUUUGAUAUUGCGGUGGCCAGUGAGAUCAUGGCUAUCCUUGCUCUGACAGAUGGACUGGCUGAUAUGCGGACCAGGCUUGGAUGUAUGGUUGUGGGCAGCAGCAGAAACGGCCAGCCGAUCACUGCAGAUGACUUGGGUGUAACUGGGGCUUUGGCAGUCCUCAUGAAAGAUGCCAUCAAACCCACACUGAUGCAGACACUGGAGGGCACUCCAGUGUUUGUGCAUGCUGGACCUUUUGCUAACAUCGCCCAUGGAAACUCCUCUGUCUUGGCAGACAAGUUGGCUCUUAAACUAGUUGGAGAAGAGGGCUUUGUUGUGACGGAGGCUGGCUUUGGUGCAGACAUUGGCAUGGAGAAGUUCUUCAACAUAAAGUGUCGAACAUCUGGGCUGAAGCCUGAUGUUGUGGUGCUUGUAGCCACUGUACGGUCUCUGAAGAUGCAUGGAGGUGGACCAAAUGUUACAGCUGGUGUACCACUGCCUAAAGAAUAUAUUGAUGAGAAUUUGCAGCUGGUUGCUGAUGGCUGCAGUAACCUGAGGAAGCAGAUUCAGAUCGCUCAUCUCUUUGGAGUCCCUGUGGUUGUUGCUCUAAAUGUCUUCAAGACUGACACUCAAGCAGAGAUCGACCAGGGGGGUCGCAUCGCAGAGGCUUCUGGGGCCUCAGCUGCUGUGCAGUGUCAUCAUUGGUCCAGAGGUGGGCGGGGCUCUGUGGAGCUGGCACAGGCUGUGAAGAAAGUAGCAUCUCACAAGAACCAUUUCCAAUUCCUGUACAAUCUGCAGGAUUCUAUUGUCGAGAAAAUUCGGACUAUUGCAAAGAAGGUUUAUGGUGCUGAUGACAUUGAGCUUUCACCUGAGGCUCAAGCUAAGAUAGACUACUACAAUCAACAGGGGUUUGGUGCUCUUCCCAUCUGCAUGGCCAAGACCCACCUGUCUCUCUCUCAUAUGCCUGAGAAAAAAGGUGUUCCCACAGGUUUUAUCCUGCCGAUCAGAGACAUCCGUGCCAGCAUCGGGGCAGGCUUUAUCUACCCUUUAGUUGGAACUAUGAGCACCAUGCCAGGCUUGCCUACGCGACCCUGUUUCUAUGACAUUGACCUUGAUCCUGUGACGGAGGAGAUAAAAGGACUCUUCUAAAGACAUUUCUACAGUCCCACACAUAGUUUUGACCAGUAAGAAUGAAAUUAAGAGUGACAGAACAAUGAGACAAUUUUGUUUUUGUGUUUUGCUCAGGCCACACAACAAAAAGGUCAGAUUUGAUU
Messenger RNA from Carassius auratus (goldfish), 1410 nucleotides. RefSeq names its product monofunctional C1-tetrahydrofolate synthase, mitochondrial-like. The transcript is spliced from 11 exons. Bases 104 to 1285 code for a protein of 393 amino acids. NCBI's taxonomy places the organism in Eukaryota, Metazoa, Chordata, Actinopteri, Cypriniformes, Cyprinidae. Gene Ontology annotation, molecular function: formate-tetrahydrofolate ligase activity; ATP binding. The record is from RefSeq and is a predicted model, not a curated record.